This is a messenger RNA of Fimicolochytrium jonesii, 1124 nucleotides long. RefSeq lists its product as uncharacterized. NCBI's taxonomy places the organism in Eukaryota, Fungi, Chytridiomycota, Chytridiomycetes, Spizellomycetales, Powellomycetaceae. The record is from RefSeq and is a predicted model, not a curated record. The transcript has 4 exons. The coding region runs from base 372 to 989 and encodes 205 amino acids.
CACUCUGAUCAAACCGUGCACUCGGGCGCCAACUAUCAACUGUACGUUUGUGCAAUUGGAUCCUACAGAGACGGGCAGGAUCCGGUCAGAACCCUUUCAAUUGAUGAUGUACACUUCGUCAGACAUCACCCUCUCCAUUCAAGCAUCCAUUUUUGGUAAUGACAGUGGGCCAAUUGCGGAAUCUUUGGGGGACGACCUGACAAGUGUUACACUCAGGAUCUCGAUACAUUGACCCGCGAUUCAGCGAAAAUGUUCAAUAUCCAAGUUCUGAUCCGGAAGAUCUGUUGAAUAUUCCCCGAUUAGCGAAGCGCCCCAACAUUCUUCAAACGUCAGCUGGGGGCGUGGGAAAUGUGCAGAACUUGCAGUUGACAAUGGUUCAAUAUACUGAAUAUCCGGGACCCUGGGCAAGCUUUUGGCCUGAUUUCAUUUCGAAGAGGAUUCAGGAACCGCGAACGGAAUACUUUUACCAACUGUAUUCGACAUCAUCUUUCACGGGAUUGAACGUCGAUCGCGGAAACAACGGGAAUCUUACUGCUAUCAUUCUGAACUCGGGCCCACGAUAUACGAUUGUUCAAAAAGAAAUCGGAACCCAGAAAGCCACUGACAUCAUCAACAGUAUAUCCGCUCCGUUCGGUCCCAUCACCUCCCUCCUCACCAUCUGUUUCGGACUGGGCAUGUAUAGAACACAUGGUCUAUUCCAGCAACGGUUACUUUCGCCACGUAAGUGGGUUAGCAGCCAAUAUACAAUUGUGACAAACUCGGUCAGUUCCCCUGAUAAGGUGAGCUUUGCGGAGUUGGAGGAACGGGUGAGGGCAUUGGAAGGAUUUCGGACAUUGCUCCGUCAAGAAAUUUUGCACAUCGACAAGCAUCUGCUCCGCCGGCAAUCUCAAGCUGUGGGCGUGGCAAAUGUUACCCUGAGCCAAUCACAGGGCACGAUAAAAUUUCCGAUGCCGGAUAUUCAAAAUGUCCCCCCCGCAACGACGAAGUAACAAUAUAUCAGGGACUUCGUCCCUCAAAAAGAAUACCCGACGGACUGCGCAGCGUCAUAUGGGCAGUUCUUCCUUCCCUAGUGUAUGUGUAGCACGAGGCGUUGCCACUUUUUGUAAUAGUAUGGACGACCAAAU